UAUUUUGUUUCUUUUUUUUAUCCGGCAUUCCGUGAAGGCACCAAAGGAUUUGUUGUGGUCCUUCGCCGUUUCGCUUUUUUAAUCAGCCAAUCAGAGACGAGGAGAGGCGUGGUCAUCUCCUCCCUUGGCGUCCCGCCCAUUUUGAUGAUACUCUGCGCAUCUCUUCACGUCGAUUCAUUCCCUCGCUUUAGAAGCUUCUUUCGGUAUCUGAAGGCUACGUUGGCGUAAGAUACGAAUUUAAAACGACACUCGAACUAGUAAUAAAGAAAAAAACAAUUUAAACUUCAUCGACCUGCUUUUAUCAUUACUCCUGAAACAAUCAAUCGAAGCCUAGCCGUGCGAGCUGCGYUUUUUCUUCUUCUUCGUUGGUUUGAAAUAAUCUUUUUCAUAAAAAAUGAAAACCAAAUUCAUCAACGGGGUUUCGUCGUCGCCGUCCAUGUCGCUGGGCCUUCUGGUGACCGAGAACGCCCUGCAGGUCCAGCCCGACACCCAGGAGGACUGCAGGAAGGAGCUGGUCCGGCCCGACCAGCCGGACCUGGACACCCGGCGCAAGGCGCAUCUGUGGUGCAGGGAGUUCCUGCACGGAGCCUGGAAGAACCUGGCCGAGGAGGACUUCCAGAUCACCAUUAUAAGGGGCGGUCUGAGCAACAAGCUGUUCCUGUGCAGCCUUCCCGACAGCCUGGUUUCUGUCGGGGACGAGCCGAGGAGCGUCCUGCUGCGCCUCUAUGGGGCCAUCCUGCAGAUGUCCUGUAAUAAAGGGGAUUCCCGACAAUCAAACAAAGAAAAUCACUUCCAAGUAAGUAACCGAUGCUGGUGCUGCCARGUUUCUCUGCUCAGAGGCUCGGUUCACAACACACGACCUCAUCAUGUCACAACGUGUUCACCCUCUCCGGUGGAGGAACCCCCCCCAAAAUAACAAUCUAAUUCCUGGUGAGGUUUCUCAGAGGACCUGCUGAUCGCACYAGUUUCAGGGAGUUCUCAAAUAAUCCAGUAACACCGUUAGAGUUAACCCCUGCCUCACUUCCUAACCCCUCUGACAUCACAUGACUUUAAGAUCUGAGCUGUUUCUGACCUGCUGAUAAACUCUUAAAACUAAAACUAAAGAUCACAGUUCACAUGACUAUUCUGCAAAUGCUAAGAAAAACUUUAAUAACAUUGUUCACAUUAAAAAUCAAGGAGAUUCUAUAGAACAACUGAGCUCAGAAACCACGUGACCGUGUGAUCGGCUGGAGAAGCUAACGGCUAACGC
This is a messenger RNA of Austrofundulus limnaeus, 1249 nucleotides long. RefSeq names its product choline kinase alpha (gene chka). Gene Ontology annotation, biological process: CDP-choline pathway; phosphatidylethanolamine biosynthetic process. Gene Ontology annotation, molecular function: choline kinase activity; ethanolamine kinase activity. The transcript is spliced from 3 exons. The coding region runs from base 395 to 916 and encodes 173 amino acids. Gene Ontology annotation, cellular component: cytoplasm. NCBI's taxonomy places the organism in Eukaryota, Metazoa, Chordata, Actinopteri, Cyprinodontiformes, Rivulidae. The record is from RefSeq and is a predicted model, not a curated record.